UCUCCACCUGGAAGAGCCGCGGCUGCCCAGGAGGAGGAGAACGCGGAGCCGCCGGACCCACGGACGCGCCCACUGCCCCCAGCUCGCGCUGCCUCCUAGGAGCUCGCUGCCGGUUCAGGUCCCUCCCGCAGGUCCCUCCCAAGAGCGCAGAGCCGGGAUGGAGACGGUACAGGAGCUGAUUCCUCUGGUCAAGGAGCUGAUCGCCCAGAAGCCCAACCGGAGGCUGGUGAAGAUGUACCUGCUGGGCGGCGUGCUGGCCUUGCUCAGCGCGGUGCUCUGCCUGGUGGGGACGGUGUGCAGUCCCUUCACCGCCGCCAGCCGCCUGCAGGACGAGGAGGCAGCCGUGGCCGAGCUGCGGGCCGCCCGGGAGCGCCAGGCCCCUCAGGCACAGGCCCUGCUGGAGAAGGGCAAGCAGCAUGAAGCCAUCGCCUGCAGCCGGGCCCUCGCCAACCGGCAGCACGCCUCCUAGAAACUGGGAGACCCGCAGUGGGGGAGAGGAGAGAGAGCGAGCCUGAGAGAAACAGAGACUGAGACUGAGACUGAAUCAAGUAGGAGAGAGCAGGAGUCCUGUGCUGUUUGGACUUACUUCUGUGGAGCCACUGAUUUCUAGAACUGAACGAGCUCACAGACCCACCGAAGGGAGUUUGGGAAGAGUUUUGCUGCUGUGCAGCACUGCUGAUGACACGUGCAUCUGUGAUUUUGCACGAGGGCAGAAGGAGGAGAAAUGCUUUUUAUAUUAUUAAUAAUAUUAUUAUCAUUAUUAUUAUUAUUAUUUUUAC
This is a messenger RNA of Molossus molossus (Pallas's mastiff bat), 779 nucleotides long. It is a transcript of the gene G0S2, whose product is annotated as G0/G1 switch 2. Lineage: Eukaryota; Metazoa; Chordata; Mammalia; Chiroptera; Molossidae. Bases 158 to 469 code for a protein of 103 amino acids. The record is from RefSeq and is a predicted model, not a curated record. The transcript is spliced from 2 exons. Gene Ontology annotation, biological process: positive regulation of extrinsic apoptotic signaling pathway. Gene Ontology annotation, cellular component: mitochondrion.